Bufo bufo (common toad) is the source of this 3451-nucleotide messenger RNA. It is a transcript of the gene SAMD12, whose product is annotated as sterile alpha motif domain containing 12. Gene Ontology annotation, biological process: cell surface receptor protein tyrosine kinase signaling pathway. Gene Ontology annotation, molecular function: protein binding. Gene Ontology annotation, cellular component: cytoplasmic side of plasma membrane. The record is from RefSeq and is a predicted model, not a curated record. The coding region runs from base 111 to 575 and encodes 154 amino acids. The transcript has 5 exons. NCBI's taxonomy places the organism in Eukaryota, Metazoa, Chordata, Amphibia, Anura, Bufonidae.
CUAUGCAGGUUGCUCAUAGCAGCGGAUGGAAAGCAGAAAGCUGAGAAUAAAGGCGACGUCUGCUGCCAGGGCUGCAGGAAGAAUGUGUGGCGGGCACGACUGCUGAGGCCAUGGCUGUGGAGGCUAUUCAUUGCAAUCGGAACUCCAAUAAUAUCGACCACCCUGCCAGCACGGACAACAUCAACCUGAACCUCAAGGGGGAACACGCCGACUCGCCCUCCAUUAAGGACACUUCAAAAGUUCCAGGGCCCAAGGGGACACCCAAGAAACUGCAGUCAGACGCACCCAAGCCCAGUAUUAAAGGAACAAAACCUGUAGCAUUCUGGACACAGCAUGACGUAUGUAAGUGGCUUAAAAAGCAUUGUCCGAACCAAUACCAACUCUACAAUGAGUCUUUCAAAGAGCAUGACAUAACCGGCCGAGCUCUGCUACGACUCACAGAGAAGAAGCUGGAGAGGAUGGGGAUUGUCCAAGAGAGCCAGCGGCAAUACGUCCUACAACAGGUCCUCCAGCUGAAAGUCCGGGAGGAGGUUCGAAACCUCCAGCUCCUGACACAAGAUUUAUUCGUGCCCUGACAAAACGUACAGAAAAGUGCCUCGAUGAUCCGAACCUCUCGUUCCCAUGUCUAGGACUUCUUCUGUGCUGCACCGGUUCUCUGAAAUGCUCUUCCCCAGAGAACCAGGCUAAUUCCCAGCACCCCCAGCUUUAAGCAUGCCCACGUCUUUUAGGGCUGGCCUACACUGUUCUCUGACUGUCCUGACUAUUCUAACUCUUCUCUGUUUUAUUUUACCGCUGGUUAUUUUAGCAGAUCAGAUGUUUCUUAACAAUUUUUUUACAUUUAUUUGCAAUAAUUGGCAUAGUUUAAGCCCUCACUUAAGGUCGUUAAAUAAAAAAAAUCAUGGACAUGUUAAUAGUUUAGGAGGUAGCCUUUUAUGUCCUAGUUUUGGUAUUUGACAGCAGUGCUCGAUGCAAGGAUGCCUCAGUCGGGUGUACCGGAUAGCUGCAGGGGUCAUUUAAAGAUCAUUGCUCCAUUCUGCAAACUAGAGGUUGUAGUCUAGUGGAGCAGGCAUUGAUGGAUGAUUCUCUGUAAUGUGUAUCACGCUGUAUCUCAACUCCACUACAAUGACUAUAUGACAGGCCUAAAAUCAUUUCUAAGCUGCGUGAAGGUACUGUACCGGACUGACAUUGUAUAACAGGGGAAUAAAUCAGAGACCUAUCUCCUCUGUGUUAUCAGACUUAAAAAAAAAUAAAAAAUAUGAAAAUUGAGUGACACGAAAAAAACAAACAAAACCCAAAAACCAUCUUCUGGCUUCCAGACUGCUUCGCCAUCAGCUAAAAUGCAACCAUUGAUUGCUCGAUGCCUCCACUUAUUUCUGCUACUGUUUAGAUGCUUAUGCCGCCAGAAUUUUCAUGCAGGCUCCGAUGUUUUAAAGCCAUGACCGCACCAAGAAGGCACAUGUUUCUUCUUGGCGUAGUGUCCAGACACACACCACUUGAAGCUGUGGUGGGUUUCCAAUCGCUGUUUAGCACCAUUCAAUGGAGCUAAGCCGCGAGCGGGUUCACAGCAUCCAAACUGUGGCAGAAACCCUAGGCAGGUAUCAAGCUAUUUCUUCAAGAGGAAGGCAAAAUUGUGGAGGGGGAGCAUCCUUCCUGACUCCAUAAAGAUGCUUUCCUGACACGUCUGUGCUAGUAAAUACUUAUAUUCCCCCGGAUCUCUGCAUUGGGCCAUUUCUCUAUGCUUUCCCUCAAAAUGUAUGAAUAAAUUAAAGGGGUUGUCUAAUCUCAUAAAGUGAUAUAUGUGUAAUAACCUAAUACCAGUAACUUACCAAUAUACUCUAUGUUACCAUAAUGCCUCCUGUUUUUACACAUCCUAAUUAAUAUAAAAUGCUCGUCCCUAGGGGAAGCAUUGCAGUGGUGACCGUAGAUGGGCUGUGAGAGCAAACAAAGCCGGCCCUUAUGGUGGCCAGGAUAGCAGGUGCGCGAGCAUAGUCUCCUGCACAUACACAUUAGCUCCUGUCCUGGGCCACCUCGUGUUGCCUGUAUCUGAAGCGCCUUUCGCUAGCCACCUCGUAGGUCCUAUGGAUCUGCCACAGUGCUGCACCCAGGCUGCUAUCGUUCUGCUGAGCCGACCAAUGCUGUUAUUGAAUCAUUAGCAGCCUCGGGAGCAUGGGCGCACAGGCCAGAGGAGGGAAGCACAGCGUUCCAAUGCCUCUGGGCUGUACUGCUAGUCAUGUUAGCACCAGCCCCCUAAAACACCAGUCCAAGCCUGCCUACCUGAAGACAAGAAAUGAGACAACUCCUUUAACUGUAAAGAAGCCUUUCCUGAUGACGAAACCAUCUUUUCCUCUGCAUAUAAAAGUUCAAUUUAGAAACUUUUUCACAUAAUUUAUUUCCCCUUUUUUACUCUUGCUUUUUUUCCUUUUUGUUUCUUCCCUUGAUUUCACCUUCAAAGUUGAAAACCUAUCUUAUGACUUUACUAAUUCUUAGCCCUAAGGGUAAUCCGCCACCCGUAUGUAUUCAGCCCGUCUUUUGUGCUGUGAUUGACAAGUCACAUGACAUUUUUUGUAAGCAAUCAUUCACCUCCUUUGAUAUUUGUGGUCUGCUUUACAAUGUUUUUAUCUGUAGUGUUUGUAGACAUGUGGUAACACAGAUAAAACCGCCACAAAGAGUAUUUCAAGAAAUGAGAGAAUCUUAGUAAAUCUUAUGUUGGCCAGAAAUCUGAACAAAGCGCAACAAAAAGCAGCACAGCUAAGAUAUAUAAGAGCAAAAUGUAGUUUAUCAGAACAUGGAAGAACUUUACUAAUCUGUUCCUUUCAAACCAGUCAAUGUUCUUGAGAAGUCUAAUCCUACUAGAGGUGCAGGUUUAGGGACUCGCUGACAUUCCUUGCUGACUGGAGUUUCCUCGUAACUCAAAAAAAAAGUCAUCCACUGAGAAGUCUGAUUGUGAAAAGUAAAGUGGUUUACUGCAGUGAAGAGCAUUUAUCUGUGUUUAAGGGAUUAAAAACACUUCUCGGAGAAUGACACCUCAGAGGAAUGGAUUUGUCUCCAUCCUCAUGCUCUGCAUCAUCAAACACAUUAUCAAUACAAUUGUAGCAGACAAUGGUUUUUUUUUCCUCUUCCACAUGGUUUACGUAACUUUAGAGGCAACUCUUCAUCUGUCAUGGCACCCAUGAGGAGGUGGACCCAGCUAAGGUUAGCCGCAUUUAUUUUUCAUGAAUGGAGUGACUCUGGACUCUAGAAGCUCUGUGGUGUUAUCAAACAAAUGGUGGCAUACCUACUGUACCAUAGAGAAAGUCCACACACUUUCUGCGGGCCUGACCGCAAACCUUCUUUUCCCAAUGUUUUCCCUCCAACCCCAUAGAGUACACUUUGGAGAGGUUUGUUUAGUUACCAGGUGCUCCCUUCUUCAACAAAUUUGCAAAACUACCUGAUCUAAGCUGUACAAAACACA